Messenger RNA from Setaria italica (foxtail millet), 1336 nucleotides. Its product is annotated as E3 ubiquitin-protein ligase At3g02290. NCBI's taxonomy places the organism in Eukaryota, Viridiplantae, Streptophyta, Magnoliopsida, Poales, Poaceae. The transcript is spliced from 6 exons. The record is from RefSeq and is a predicted model, not a curated record. Gene Ontology annotation, molecular function: ubiquitin-protein transferase activity. The coding region runs from base 410 to 1099 and encodes 229 amino acids.
CCAUACAGCGACACCCCACCGCACCGCGAGCCACUCCGCACGCGCACCAACCCUCUCGGCCUCUCCGCUCCGCUCCCCACGGCCUCCACCCCCCCGACUCCUCCGCGGUCCAGUGCUCCAGUCACCUCCGCUUCUCGCUCCCCGUCUCGUCGCUUUCCCCUCUCCCCCGCCCGGGCGCCGCGGCCGCCCGACCAGGCCUCGGGAGGCCCCUUCCGAUCCCACUUCCGCCGCCGACGUCGGAGCCGGCGGGCCGUAGGAGAGCUUGGAGAAUGCUUUACUGCUAUCGUUGAUGGUAGGCUUGGUUUUCCACGACCACCUGGAAAUUUUGUUCAAGCUCCGUAGCUAGUAGCAACCAUUUUUUUUUUGUCCAGGGGGACUACUGGACAACUUUCUGAGUUUCCAGUGAAUUAUGGGUGGAUUCUGCUGUUGCUUCAGUACUGAAGAUUUUGAGGAAUAUGUCCAUCCAAGCAACCCUAUCUAUAGGCAAUGCAUAUCCUUGAGGCAUUUUUUCCACAACAUUUUUGGCGGGUAUACUGCAACAUUCCAGAGGCUUGAGUCUAGGCCGAGCAACCCAGCCCAAGGGGCUGCUUCAUUGGGAUCCACUAAUCCAAGUGCCAGCCUAAAUGACAAUUCACUGGAUGAAACUUAUCGCCUUGUUUCUAGACCACCCCCAUAUGAUACUGAUCCUAGAUAUGCCCGUGUUCAAAGAGAAGGCUUGGUAUCAAGGCGUGAGAAAUCCAUAAAUCUCGCACAGGAAGAGUCACUAGCCCUUAGACGCAACGCAAGCAGCUCAGGUAUUGAGCAUUUAGCUGCUCAGAAGAAACGGAGCAGCACUGAAAAUGAGGGUGAAUAUAAGGUCCAUCGUUCUGAAUCAACCAAGAGUUUGUCUGCAAAAGCUUAUAACAGCAGCUAUGCAGCUGUCGGUUCAGAAGAUGAGGAUGUCUGCCCUACUUGUCUGGAAGAAUAUACCCCGGACAAUCCGAAAAUUAUAACAAAAUGUUGUCACCAUUUUCAUCUUGGUUGUAUUUAUGAAUGGAUGGAGAGAAGUGAUACAUGUCCAAUGUGUGGAAAGGAAAUGGAGUUUUGCGAGAGCCCAUGAUAGACAUUUGUUUUACAUGAUCUCACAUCAGAGGAAGGGAAAUGGUCUACAGUAUGGAAUGCUGGGGAAUUGUAAAUAAUAGUAAUGAGCCGUCCAAAUAGAUCUCUUUCGCGAGAUCAGUUUCUUACAUGUACUGAAAUGAUGAUCUAUAUCUUACUAAAAUUCGUGCUGGAAUUUGCUUGCCCAAUCUUUGGUUAUAUUUUCAAAUGGUAGUUCAAGAAUGGAAGCACAGAUUAA